This is a messenger RNA of Myzus persicae (green peach aphid), 2256 nucleotides long. Its product is annotated as zinc finger MYM-type protein 1-like. The record is from RefSeq and is a predicted model, not a curated record. Bases 1 to 2256 code for a protein of 751 amino acids. Gene Ontology annotation, molecular function: protein dimerization activity. Lineage: Eukaryota; Metazoa; Arthropoda; Insecta; Hemiptera; Aphididae. The transcript has a single exon.
AUGCCAGAUGGUUCAGCUACUAGAAGAGAAUGGAUUUCUUACUCUUGUAGUAAAGAUAAAAUAUUUUGCAUUUAUUGCAUAUUAAUCGUAAAUGAAAAAAGUACUGUAUGGACUAGCACAGGCUUCAGCAGUUGGAAUAAAGCAUCUGAGAGAAUAGUGAUGCACGAAACAUCAUCAAAUCAUAUUGAAGCUUGUCUUAAAAUUAAAUUGGAAGAUACAUGUUUGCCUCUUUUGCCUAGUAUGUUAAAAGCAAGAAAUGAGUUUGUUGCAAAAAAUCGUAUGAUUGUUGAAGCUAUUAUAGAAAUAAUUUUAUACUUAGCUAGACAUUCCCUUGCUUUUCGAGGACACCGAGAAAGUUGGUCGGACAAUUUAAGAGGAAAUUUUAAAGAUCUAGUUUGCUUACUGGGCAAAUAUCAUCCUAUCUUAGCAACUUACAUUGUUGGGCAUCAAGAAAAAAAUAAAAACAAGUAUGAUUUUAUUUCAUGGAGACGGCAAAAUCAAAUUAUAGAAUCUUUAGCUAGUUAUACUCGUGUUGUGAUUUUGAAACAGAUAAAAACUGCCAAAUUUUUUAGUCUUACAAUGGAUGGUACCUUUGAUAACUCUAGAAAAGAACAGUUAGCAUUUGUGAUAAGAUAUUUAAAUGAAGAUAGUGGAGAAAUCAAUGAAAGGUUAAUUAACUUAAAAGAAUGCAAUAAUACGUCUUCUGAACAAUUGUUUAAUAUUUUUGAAAACAUUUGUAAUGACAAUUCUUUAAAUUGGAAAGAUUAUUUAGUGGGACAGUCCUAUGAUGGGGCUAGUAAUAUGCGUGGUUCAUAUAAUGGUCUCCAAGCUAUAAUUAGGCGUUCUAAUACAGCUGCUAUUUUUGUGUGGUGUUAUUCACACCGACUGAAUUUGGUCCUUACCGAUGCAGUUAGUUCCUCUGUGAAUGCUGUUGAUAUGUUUGGAAUUAUAGAAACUGUACAUGAUUUUAUUAAUUCAAGUAAGAAAAGGGUUGCAUUAUUUGAACUACAUCAAGAAAAAUGUUAUGGUAAUAAACAACGUAAACGUCGAUUUAAAAGGGUUCAGACAACAAGGUGGUGGUCCCAUGAUUUGGCAUUAAACACAGUAUUGUAUACAUUUGAUGCAUUAUGUGACACAUUAGAAGAACUUCAAAAAAGUGAAAGUUUAAGUGAUCGAAAAGGAGCCCACCAAGCAAAAUGUUUAAAAGAAAAUUUAAUUUGUGACAAAUUUUUGUUGACUGCAUUUAUUUACAAACAAUUAUUUGAAAUUGUGACACCUUUAAGUAAAAUGUUACAAACUGUAGACAUAGACCUAAUUGGAGUUAUAGCUGUAGUCGAUGACAAAAUAUGUGAACUAAAAAAUGCCAGAAGUGAUGAAAACUUUUUAAAAUUACAGGAAAAAGUUGAUAGGUUUAAAAUGUGUUCAUCUGUGGAUAACGAAGAUUUUAAACUAUUGCCACUAAAUCGCUCAAAGAGAGUUCCAAAAAAGUCUGCUGAAGAAACCCAAGAUGAAGUAAUCACUGAUCCACUUCAACAUUUUAAAAUUCAAACUUUUUUUGUUGCAUAUGAUACUGCAAUAAUACAGAUUAAAGAAAGGUUCAGUGAAAUCACCAAGGGUAUUUACAAAGAUUUGUCCUUAUUUUCUCGGAGACGUUUGGAAGAAAUUUCAAAAAAUAAUGAUCUAUUACCUAAAGAUGCAUUUGAUGUGUUUUCUGAUGUUUACAGUAAAUUUAUACUGAAAGAUGAUUUAAAAAGGGAAUAUUUGCAGUUUUCUAAAAGUUAUUUCAAUUUUGAACAAGUGAAAUUAUUGCCCUUGCAAUUGCAUAACUCUGAAAUAGAAAUUUAUGAUGACCUCAGUGGUUCAUUGACUGAUGAAGCAUCAGAAUCAGAAAUAGAAGAUAUUUUUGAGAACAAUCACGAUAGGCAAGACAAAGAAGUACCAAAACUUCAUAAAAAUGGAUGCAGUUUGUCAAUUGUUUUAAAGGUUUUGCUAAUCAGUGGCCUAUCAUCUACAUUCCCAAUGCUUACUACUGCCUUAAAAAUUGCUGUUACUCUCCCAGUGGCCAGUACUACUCCAGAGAGAACAUUCUCAAAGUUAAAUAUUGUGAAAAAUAAAUUACGUAGUACUAUGGCAGAAGGUAGACUUGAAAGCUUAAUGAUACUUUCGUGUGAAUUGGAUAUCAAAAUUGAAACUGAUCAAAUAAUCAACGAUUUUGCCAGAAAAAGUGUAUUGUUAGAAAAAGCAUUAUUGUACUAA